CUUGAAUCAUCGCCGUAAAAUAAAAAUAAACUUUUUCUCGCCUCUCUCUCUUUGUCUAACUCAGUGAAAAGCUAUGAACAAACUCAUCUCUUGUGUGAUCUUUCUCUUCAUUACUCUCUUCCUCUCUUUCUCCCUCUCAUCUCCGUCGUAUCCGACGGUCCACGAUGUUCUCCGAGCAAAAGGUCUCCCCGCGGGACUGUUACCUCAAGAGGUUGAUUCUUAUAUACUUCACAACGACGGUCGUCUCGAGGUUUUCCUAGCGGCGCCGUGUUACGCCAAAUUCGAGACGAACGUGCACUUCGCUGCCGUCGUGAGAGCGAAUCUGAGCUAUGGGAGUCUUAGCGGAGUAGAAGGGCUAUCGCAAAAAGAGCUCUUCUUGUGGCUUCAGGUGAAAGAUAUCGUCGUCGAGAAUCCAAACUCCGGUGUCAUUGUGUUUGAUAUCGGCGUCGCUUAUAAACAGCUUUCGCUCUCUCUCUUUGAAGAGCCUCCCAAGUGUAACCCUUACGGUGUUUUGAAGAGAAAGAUGAGAAGGGAUAGAGGAUUUGAAGCUCAAAUGUGAGAAGUAGAGAGAAGAGACUAGAGCCCGGUUGUCUAUUUGAAAAGUUAUAAUUUGUAAGCUAAUCAGAAAGAUUAGUAUGUUAAUUAUAUGAGUAGAAAGAAUAUAAUUUCAUUUGAGAGUUCUUGUAAAGAUGAGAUUCCCAAUGUUCUAUUCUGUGUUUUUCUUAAAAAGUUUAAAAUUCUAUAUUUCAGUAUCUUUGACCAAACUGAUGAUGUUUUGUUAGUAAUGUCAUGAUUCGACAAUCAGUUACUUAUA
Molecule: messenger RNA, 814 nt
Organism: Camelina sativa (false flax)
Lineage: Eukaryota; Viridiplantae; Streptophyta; Magnoliopsida; Brassicales; Brassicaceae
Source: RefSeq, a predicted model, not a curated record